This is a messenger RNA of Acaromyces ingoldii, 844 nucleotides long. RefSeq lists its product as hypothetical. NCBI's taxonomy places the organism in Eukaryota, Fungi, Basidiomycota, Exobasidiomycetes, Exobasidiales, Cryptobasidiaceae. Gene Ontology annotation, biological process: proteasome-mediated ubiquitin-dependent protein catabolic process. Gene Ontology annotation, cellular component: proteasome regulatory particle; nucleus; cytosol. The record is from RefSeq and is a predicted model, not a curated record. Bases 47 to 844 code for a protein of 265 amino acids. The transcript has 4 exons.
CACACUACUAAUCCAAACAGAGGGACCGGCAUCGUGGAGGCACAACAUGUCGCUCAAGAACACGCACGCCGCGCUCGUCAAGAGCUUUGCGAGCAGCAAGCCGGACCUCGGCUCGAUCAAGACGCAGCUGACGCGGGCCAAGAUUGAGCUGACGCAGUCGGGCCUCCUCGUGCCCUCGCCUGCCGACGCAGCCGCCCACCCGUCCGAGGUGGCCAUGGCCCGCGACGUGCUCGAGAUUGGCGCACUGUCGAGCGUGCGGCAGCGCGACGUCGAGAGCUUCGACCGGUACAUGGGUCUUCUUCAUGUCUUUUACAACGACUGCAGCACCCACCUGCCGCCGUCGCAGUCGCAGGAGGCGCUGCUGGGCCUCUGCCUGCUCCGGCUGCUCUCGUCCAACUCGAUUUCGCAGUUCCACACCACCCUCGAGGCCCUGCCCCCGCACCUCGUCGCCUCGUCGCCCUACAUCCAGCACCCCGUCCACCUCGAGCGCUGGCUGAUGGAGGGCAGCUACAGCAAGGUGUGGCGUGCGCGCAAGGAGGUGCCCCGAGAGGAGUACAGCUACUUUGUUGACGAGCUCAUGGGCACGAUCCGGCGAGAGAUUGCGUCGUGCGAGGAAAAGGCCUACGACAGCCUGCCGCUGAGUGAUGCUGCGACGCUGCUCUUCUUCGACAACAUGCAGGAUGUCUCAGUAUUUGCCAACGAGCGAGGAUGGCAGAUCAACCCGACGACACAGACGGUGCACUUUACCAACAAGGCUGGCAGUGCCACGCGGGAUGCGAUCCCCAAGCGGGCGACCAUCACGUCGAACCUGCAGUUUGCAAAGGAGCUCGAGAGCAUCGUCUGA